AAAUAUUUGUAGCUAACCGAUAUAUGUAAACAGAAAUGGCAACCCGAAAAAGAAGUGGUUCCGGCUCAAAAAGACAGCUUAAGGAAAAGGUAGUUCAGCUUUAUGAGACCUUAUUUAGAGGUGAAGACAUUGCCAAGACCAGCUCUUUAUUUUGGGAUGAGUUUUUUCUGUUGAAACCCAAAAUUCCACACAUCGAGUCAGAGAUACAAAAAAUUACAACUGAUAAAAUAGACCUUAUUAGAAACAAUGUUACAUUGCUGUUUUCAAAAUGUAUAGAAACGUUAGGACACGAACAUAGUAUAAGAGUCAUUUAUGCAAUGCAAACAUUAUGUGCCUUAGUUCAUAGUGUUUACUUGAGAAGUGCACUAGAGGACAGUAAUAUUAUCAAUUUGCUUCUAAAUCCUCCAGAAACGGAGCAGAGGAUGCAGAUAUUGUUUCAUCAUAUUCAUUCAUUUCUUUCAGGUGAAUCAUCUGAAAGCUUGAAAAACUUAUCUCUAAAGCUGUUGCUUAUAUUUGUAACAGGGACUGACAAUAUUAAUCAAAAUGUUUUGAUAGAAUUUUUGAUGAGUGCAUCACUAUUUGAGACUCUUAUGCAACUUUUGUGUGAUCCAAAGUCUAGGCACCUUCAUGGCCAUGAUGUGGUACUAUUUCUUACUGUAAUUGUAAACUACAAAAAGAAUGAAAACUCAAAUCCAUAUAUUGUGAAAUUGUCUAUGGUAGAUGAUGAAUUAGCUUUGAAUGGCUAUGGUCAAGUAAUUACAGCAGCUCUAAACGACUUUUGUCGUCGAUACAACGCCCAACAUACAGAAGCACAAAAUGGUUCCUGGUUGUCAUCUUUAACUAACAUUGUGGGGAACAUGUUUGUUUCAGAAGAAUUGGGAGUCAAAACACAACAGAUGAGAGCAAAUAAUGCCUUACUGUUAGCUUUGUAUGAAGCUAUACAUUUAAAUAGGAACUAUAUUACAACAUUAGCUCAAACUCAAACUGAUACCAGCGCUCCUCCAUCCCCUAGCAAUACUUUACAGGCAGGAAAGACAACCCCUGAUCUAGCAAGCGGGACUAUUGAAGAUGUAAUGGCCCAAACUACUAAUCUUCUAGUUACUUUUUUCCAAUAUUGUUCAAUUGUGAUGCAAGACACUAAGACUGAAGGUGGGGCCAAUACUGUAAAGUUAUGUUUCAUUAUACUUAGCUGCAUAGCUGAAGACCAGUAUGCAAACUCUAUCAUGCAUGAUAUAAGCCUGACUUUCAGAGUACGUUUACAUAGACUGCCCAUGAGACAUAGAAAACUGAUAUCAGAUUGCCUUACAGCAUCUCAACCUCUCGCCUCUACAUUAUUAGAUUUACUAAUCGAAUUUCUUAUGAGUCAUAUGAUGAAAAAGUUGCCAAUAGAAUUGUAUCUGUUAUGCUUGGGCAUAAUCCACAGGCUGUUGUGUUACCAAAAAAAAUGCCGAGUAAGAAUAAAUUACCCCUGGAAGGACUUAUGGACUGCCCUAAUAGCUGUGCUGAAAUUUGUGGUUCAAAAUGAGAGCAAUCUUGCCAAGAAAAUGAAUAUUUUCGAAUUAUGUUUAAAAAUACUUAACAUAUUCAAUUUAUUUAUAACGUAUGGCGACACUUUUCUACCUACCCCCGGCAGUUAUGACGAUUUGUAUUACGAAAUUAUUCGUAUGCAUCAAGUUUUUGAUAAUGUUUAUUCUUUAGGUAAUUUCAUCAAGUGCCUUUUUUUUAAUUAGAAUUUCCUUGAAUAAUUAA
Messenger RNA from Agrilus planipennis (emerald ash borer), 1749 nucleotides. Its product is annotated as armadillo-like helical domain-containing protein 3. Lineage: Eukaryota; Metazoa; Arthropoda; Insecta; Coleoptera; Buprestidae. Gene Ontology annotation, biological process: regulation of Golgi organization. The coding region runs from base 36 to 1730 and encodes 564 amino acids. The transcript has 4 exons. The record is from RefSeq and is a predicted model, not a curated record. Gene Ontology annotation, cellular component: cytosol.